This is a messenger RNA of Scatophagus argus, 3852 nucleotides long. It is a transcript of the gene lhx5, whose product is annotated as LIM homeobox 5. Gene Ontology annotation, biological process: regulation of transcription by RNA polymerase II; neuron differentiation. Gene Ontology annotation, cellular component: nucleus. The transcript is spliced from 5 exons. Bases 965 to 2155 code for a protein of 396 amino acids. Gene Ontology annotation, molecular function: RNA polymerase II transcription regulatory region sequence-specific DNA binding; DNA-binding transcription factor activity, RNA polymerase II-specific. NCBI's taxonomy places the organism in Eukaryota, Metazoa, Chordata, Actinopteri, Scatophagidae. The record is from RefSeq and is a predicted model, not a curated record.
GAUGCAGGAGCGUUUUGUCACAAGGCCAUUAUGAGGCCGUGUAGCAUUAGCUCUUGUUCGGCUACUCCCACUCCAGCUAUUCACAUUCAUCCAGCGCCGUGCCGUUUCGAGACGCCCUCCCCUGCCUGUUGUGCAGGUAUUUCCUAACCUUCCUUUUAUUUGUUUAUUUAUUUUCGUGAACUUUCAAGUUUGACACCAACAUGUUGCGGGGGGGCUCUUGGGUGGCGUUAUCUACCCGGUAGCUGUUGCUUCCUCCCUGUGAAGUCGGUGUGGUCUCCAUGACCCACCAACGAAACCCUCCACAUGCGGGCUGGCCUCUGAAGUUGCCACUGAAAACCGCCAGCAUCCGCGGCCCUGUUUCUGUACAGCGUGUGGUUCAGGUUUGCUCGGAGGCUACAGCUAUGAACGUGUAACCAUGACAACUGUCCUCUGAUUGGCUCUCCCGGCACGGGAAUUAACAGGGGCGUCAUCCAAUGUGAGCGCAGGACGCGCCUCGCGCUGGGAAAAACCUCGUGAUAACCCAGGCAGAGUGAUGCUGAAAGUGGCGACGUGAGGUGAGCCCGAAGGAAAUGACUGGACCCAAAACAAAGCACGAGCGAGGGGAUGAAAUAUCAGAAAUAAGCGCGCUUGAAUAAUGACGUUUUAACGUUUUGUGCCCGUGAGAAAACAUGUCCGGUCCGUCCACCACGCAGUCCACCAGCUGGCGCGGCUGAAAACCUCUCCUCCUCUGCUCCGGAUUGUGGAUUGUGACAAGUGCCAGGACCGCAGCCAAGCAGGAGCAGGACUACAACAGUUCCAGCGGAUUGUGACUCCGCUGCCUCUGAGCGGGAGGUCCCUCCAGUUUCCGCCUGACAGCACACCUCCCGGAGCCAAGACGUUGUUCCGCGUAGACCCGGGUUGCCCCAGUCCGAGCAGCGCAGUCGGUGUGGGAAGGUCGGCACUCGGCGUCCUGCAGGCCGGAGACAUGAUGGUCCACUGUGCCGGGUGCGAGCGGCCCAUCCUGGACCGGUUCCUCCUCAACGUGCUGGACCGGGCCUGGCACGCCAAGUGCGUCCAGUGCUGCGAGUGCAGCUGCAACCUCACCGAGAAGUGCUUCUCCAGGGACGGGAAGCUCUACUGCAAAAUGGACUUUUUCAGGCGGUUUGGCACGAAAUGCGCGGGUUGUCUGCAGGGAAUCUCGCCAAGCGACCUGGUCCGCAAAGCCCGCAGCAAGGUGUUCCACCUGAACUGCUUCACCUGCAUGGUGUGCAACAAGCAGCUGUCCACGGGAGAGGAGCUCUACGUGAUAGACGAAAACAAGUUUGUGUGCAAAGAAGAUUAUUUGAGCUCCGGGGCCAUCAAGGAAGUCAACUUGAACUCAGUGUCGUCGUGUACGGAUAGGAGUUUAUCGCCGGAUCUGCAGGACCCGAUACAGGACGACAUAAAGGAGACGGACAAUUCAACGUCCUCUGAUAAGGAAACGAACAAUAUUGAGAAUGAGGAGCAGAACUCGGGGACCAAAAGGCGGGGACCCCGGACCACCAUCAAGGCCAAGCAGCUGGAAACGUUAAAGGCCGCGUUUGUUGCCACGCCGAAACCGACCCGGCACAUCCGGGAGCAGCUGGCCCAGGAAACGGGACUAAACAUGCGGGUGAUCCAGGUUUGGUUCCAGAACAGAAGAUCCAAAGAGCGGCGAAUGAAGCAGCUGAGCGCUCUGGGGGCCCGGCGGCACGCCUUUUUCAGGGGCCCGAGGAGGAUGAGGCCCCUGGGAGGGAGGCUGGAGGACUCAGACAUUUUAGGACCUGGGGCCUACGGUUACUACGGAGAAUACCAAGGGGACUAUUACGGACCAGGAAGUAACUACGACUUCUUUCCCCAUGGCCCUCCGUCCUCGCAGGCUCAGUCUCCAGCCGAGUCCCCCUACAUCCUGGGCUCUGGACCCGGAGCCAUGGAGGGAUCGGGCCACCACCCUUCAGAUGACCAAAGGUUCACGGACAUGAUCUCCCACGCGGAAACCCCCAGUCCGGAGCCGGGCUUACCGAGCUCCAUGCAGCCCGUCCCGGGGGAAGCUUACGGGGGCGGACCCAGUCCUCCAUUCUCCUUGGCUAGUAACUCCAGCUACAGCGCUCCCAUGUCCCACCAAGGCCAGGAGAUGGGAGAGACCACAGCCUGGUAGAGGACGAAGCACAGGGACCAUUCCUGGGCUGAGUCCCAGCCCACUUUAUUCAGGAGAUGAAUGGAAAAAAGAAAUGUGAAAAAAGUACUACUGAAAUUUUUAUGGAGGACUUUUUAACGUCUCGGACUGAUUUUCACAUCCGAUGGACAUGGAAUCGAGAAUGGGACAGCUUGCUGGAAAGAGAAAUACUUGCUGCCCAGUAGACACUCCAAAGCGUAUCCCUCACUGGAUUACUGGACUUGAAUUAUUUUAAAAAAUGUCGCGAUUCCACCUAGCAAAAAUCGCCUUCCCCUUGACGUUAACGAAGGUUCAAAUGCUCUAGGAACACGUUAGAGAGAAACGCCAAAGGGGACAUCUUUAGUUCUCUUAAUUUCUCAACACUUUUUCUUUUUUUUUAAAUGUUGCUUCAAAGCAAUAUCCUCCCCCCUUUCGUUCAGUCGCUCUACAUCUGUCUUCACUAUCUACCUUCAGUGUCAGAAAGACAAAGGACCAGGUUUUAAUACACGCUUUAACGUUCACACACAAACACGUACGUAUGUGGCGAUCAGGGCAGGAAAUGUUCAGUCGAAAACGCUGCUUUAAACUGUGCACCUCUGUGAGACAGUAUGUCAGAUCCAAGGCUGCUCUUUGGUGGAAGCUGCACGCACACACACGCACACACACACUGGUAUUCACACCUGCAAACACACACACACAUUUCAGCUAUGAGUCCCUUAAUGCACUAUAAGCGUUCUUGAUCAUAGCUCUAAAGAAAGAUGUCUAUACCAUUAUUCAAUUCAUGUAGACAAUUAUGCAGACACUUGUACUCACACACACACACACACACACUCACUCUCACACACACACUCACACACACAUGCAGCCGGCCCUGAUAGUUCUGCACUGCUUCACCUGACCUUCCUUUUGUUACUGUCCCUGUUAAAAAACAUGUUUUAAUGGAAAUGAUUUUCAAAAGAACAUUGAACCCAUAAUGGAGGAUCUCCUUCAGCAGCUGAGGUCUCCUUCCUCUAAAGAGAGAAAACAAAAGAGGGGGCAGACAACAUCUGUGACACGACCACAGUCUGCUCUGAAGCACUCAUUGCCAUCUAGUGGCCUUAAAACACACAGAAUUAAAAAUCAAAGCAGCACACGGUCCUGCUGUGUGUACACGAACAUCUUCGUACUGCGCAGGAUGUGGUGAUUUUUUUUUUUUUUCCUUUUCUAGAUAAUACCAACAGAUAAUUCUGCAGUUUCGGGGCCAAGUGUCAUCAGGGUUCCUAUUGCAAAAGUCAGCCUUUGUGGAACUACAUUAAAAGAAAUAACAUUUUAAUUUGUCUUUGCAACACAGAAAGGAGACGUACAAGCCAAGUGAGCGGAUGUUAUUCAGUACGAAACCUCUCGAGAUUCCUCACGUCCAUCCCGUCUUUUGCUCAUCGUACGCAACAUUUGAACAGAUUUACCACUUAAAUUGCUAUUUGUUCACAAUGAGUUUACUUGGAAAUAUUGUUUCAAGAUGGUUUCCUUUUAACGUUGUAAAAGAUCCGGAGAGAAUGUGUCUUAUUUCUGAUGUGCUGAGAUAUUCUUGGAUACAAAAGUGUGUGUGUGUGUAUGUGUGUGUGUGUGUGUGUGUGUGUGUGUGUGCAUUUAAGGCAGGGGUGGGCCAAGGCUGUAUUAUUUCUAUGUAAAUAGCACUGGUAAUAAAACCUUCUCUUACAACU